This is a messenger RNA of Cebus imitator (Panamanian white-faced capuchin), 1419 nucleotides long. RefSeq names its product androgen induced 1 (gene AIG1). The transcript is spliced from 6 exons. Gene Ontology annotation, cellular component: endomembrane system; membrane. Lineage: Eukaryota; Metazoa; Chordata; Mammalia; Primates; Cebidae. The coding region runs from base 76 to 792 and encodes 238 amino acids. The record is from RefSeq and is a predicted model, not a curated record.
GGCGUCCGCCCCCGCGCGCCCAGCGCCUCCCGCCCGCCCUCGUCGCCGCCCAGCCGGCCCAGGCCUCUCGCGAACAUGGCGCUUGUCCCCUGCCAGGUGCUGCGGGUGGCAAUCCUGCUGUCCUACUGCUCUAUCCUGUGCAACUACAAGGCCAUCGAAAUGCCCUCGCACCAGACCUACGGAGGGAGCUGGAAAUUCCUGACGUUCAUUGAUCUGGUUAUCCAGGCUGUCUUUUUUGGCAUCUGUGUGCUGACUGAUCUUUCCAGUCUUCUGACUCGAGGAAGUGGGAACCAGGAGCAAGAGAGGCAGCUCAAGAAGCUCAUCUCUCUCCGGGACUGGAUGUUAGCUGUGUUGGCCUUUCCUGUUGGUGUUUUUGUUGUAGCGGUGUUCUGGAUCAUUUAUGCCUAUGACAGAGAGAUGAUAUACCCGAAGCUACUGGAUAAUUUUAUCCCAGGGUGGCUGAAUCACGGAAUGCACACAACAGUUCUGCCCUUUAUAUUAAUCGAGAUGAGGACAUCGCACCAUCAGUAUCCCAGCAGGAGCAGCGGACUCACCGCCAUAUGUACCUUCUCUGUUGGCUAUAUAUUAUGGGUGUGCUGGGUGCAUCAUGUAACUGGCAUGUGGGUGUACCCUUUCCUGGAACACAUUGGCCCAGGAGCCAGAAUCAUCUUCUUUGGGUCUACAACCAUCUUAAUGAACUUCCUGUACCUGCUGGGAGAAGUUCUGAACAACUAUAUCUGGGAUACACAUAGAAGUAUGGAGGAAGAGAAAGAAAAGCCUAAAUUGGAAUGAGAUCCAAGUCUAAACCGAAGAGCUAGAUUGAGCCGCCAUUGAAGACUCGUUCCCCUUGGGCAUUGGCAGUGGGGGAGAAAAGCCUUCAAAGGAAGCAGUGGCAUCAGCACCCACCUCCCCCAAUGAGGACGCCGUUUAUGUAUAAAUAUGUAUAAAUGUAGAAUACAGUUGUUUCCAAAAGAAUUCACCCUCACUGUGUUUUAAAGAAUUCUUCCCAAAGUCAUCAUUGAUCGUAACAUUCUUUCCUUUUCUAGUUUUAAAACCAAAAUUGGACAUUGGAUUUUUAUUUUGGCAAUUUAACUCCAUCUUAUUAAGAAAGAAAAAAAAUUAUUGCACUUCUUUUUGAGAACUGUGUUGAAGUCAAAGGGGCAGUUACAGAGUAAGGCCUUUGUGUAUUUAGUCCUAACGGUGGCUGUAAUAUGAACCUAGGCCACCAAGGGGACCGGAGAGGAAAGGGGACAGAUGUUUCCCAUUGCAAUAAUAUCACAGUUACCUCAAAUGAGCACUAUUUGUAAUAAUGAUGUCAAUUUCAUUAAAGGCCUGAGUGUAUUGCAUCUCUUCAUUUCAUCAUGUGGAAAUUUGCCUAGAUGCAAAUUCUGACUGUAAUAAAGACCAAGCAGCCCUGAA